UUGCGAAUUUGUGCCACCCAAAGAGUGAGUGGAUCACUUGUUGGGAACGUGCUCACUCGAAAGUACUGAAUCAAAUCUAUCUACAACAACUUACGUAUAGUAGCUGAAUCUGGUGCGCAGGUUCCAUUGUAUGUAGUGCAGUCUGGUGUGAAUCGAGAUAUGAUAGGACUGUGGUCUGCGUGAGGGACUUUGGGCCACCAACAAGAGAUACGCCACCAUAAUACGACCGACGACAACGUAUCAAGCAAUAAGAAUGAAUAAUUGACAUGAUACUCUGCUGGUGGAUCAGACGUCUCUGUGAGCACCGUUUAUAUAUAAAAAGGUGAAACUAAUCAACGCUUUCCUUCACUCGUUAUCAGCUGGUGCCCGGUCGUGGAGUGUAAAAUUUUUUCGAGAAGCGCAAUUUCAGACAGAUGGGAAACUGAAGAACAAAAUCGUUGCGGCGAAUAGGUAUAGAAUUCGGCGCGUCGUAAUUCGUCAAGAGUGUCGAGUAGGCUGUGAUAUGAUCGAAAGCUAGUAGCCAGUGCACAAGUGCAAUCCGUAGUUAUCCGUAUCGUAGAAAACGUAGUUUGUGAAAAAACGUCCAAUAACCAAUCACAUAUAAGAAAAAAACCAAAAAAUAAAAAUCUUCCAACAAAAUGGAUGUAGUCUACACUUCAGACAGUUGCGACAGCGAUUCCCGGGAGCAGAAAAUCGUCGACUUCGGCCAUGCCAACAAGCGACACCUGGACGACGAUCUGCUGGAAAUGUGCAAAACGAAGAAACUCUCCGACGACGUCGAAACGGUGCUGCUGAACCACAACAAUCUCUCAACGGUGCCAACGUCGAUCGUCGAAUUCAUCAACCUACGGGUGCUGGAUCUGAGCAACAACAAUCUGUACAGCAUACCGGACGCGAUCACCCAGCAGUGCCAGCUGACGACGCUGAUCGUCAAAAAUAACCGGCUGGAUAAUGGGUCCCUGCCCAAGAGUCUCCGAUCGGCCCAGGGCAGUGGACUGCGGGAGCUGAAUCUGAGCGGCAACCGGUUCACCCACUUCCCGGAGCAGAUCACCGAACUCAAGACGCUCAAGUAUUUGUAUCUGGGAGGCAAUCAGAUCACCAACGUGUCCAAGGAUAUCUGGAAAUUGGUCAACCUGCAGUUGCUCUCGCUCGGUGGAAACUUGAUCGCCGAAAUCCCGGACACCGUCGGACUGCUGAAUAACCUCCACGCUCUCGUACUCUGUGAUAACCAGAUCGAAGUGCUGCCGAGUUCGAUUGCCCGUCUGAUCCACCUCAAGUCGCUGCUGCUGCACAAAAACCGUCUCAAGCACCUGCCGCGGGAGAUUAUCACCCUGAAGAACUUGACCGAGCUCAGUCUCCGUGACAAUCCGCUGGUGGUGCGCUUCGUCAAUGAUAUGACGCUGAACCCGCCGAGUCUGCUGGAGCUGGCUGGCCGGGCCAUCAAAACCAGUUCUGUGCCCUUUGGGCCCGGAGAGCUGCCGCGCACCCUGAUCGAGUAUCUCAAGACGGCCAACUGUUGCGUCAAUCCCGAUUGCAAAGGAGUCUUCUUCGACAAUCACGUGGAGCAUAUCAAGUUUGUGGACUUUUGCGGAAAGUAUCGCAUUCCACUGAUGCAAUAUCUGUGUUCCUCCAAAUGUAUUGAAACUUCUGCGGAUGUGCACGGUGAGCCGAGCAGCAGCAUGAUGCGAAAGGUUCUCCUCGGUUAGUAGCAGCAUUUCAUCGUCUUGGGGGUUUGAGGCCGACGAACCCGUAGCGUGCCACUCUCAGGUGCAGAAUUGUUACUACACAUUGUUAUCGAUUUCCUCCUUCUGAAACAAAUGAUUUUCCAUCAAGAAUCGUGUUGUAUCAUUUAACUAUCUACAAUCGUACAAAAAAGUAAGAUUGGUUUCUAGAUUUGUUUCUUUUAAAAAGGAAAACUUUCCUUUGAAUAAACUUCUACCCACUACAUAAUACAGGUUAUACUUGCAGACUAAUUAAUUGUUAGAGAAUUGAUCAGAAAGCGAAUUAUUGUGUGUUAAAACAAAGUUGGAAAGCAAAGCGUCCGUAUCUAUACCUAGGUAAAUAAUUGUUAUUCGUAUUGUCAAUGAGAAGAAGAAAAAAUAUAAACACACAUGUUAAAUAUUGUGAUCUGCUCCUAGAGCUCUUAUAGUCGAACCAGGAUAUAAAUUCUGUGCUGCUGGGAGUUGUGACAUAGUCAUUCGAGCAACAAAAAAAAAGGAAACCGAACAAAUUUGAGUUGAUUUUAACAUUAAACAAACAAAGAAACAUAUUCUGCAGAGUAA
Molecule: messenger RNA, 2282 nt
Organism: Uranotaenia lowii
Lineage: Eukaryota; Metazoa; Arthropoda; Insecta; Diptera; Culicidae
Product: leucine-rich repeat-containing protein 58-like
Exons: 5
Coding region: 639-1706 (355 amino acids)
Molecular function (GO): protein binding
Source: RefSeq, a predicted model, not a curated record